Messenger RNA from Eleginops maclovinus (Patagonian blennie), 1586 nucleotides. It is a transcript of the gene c5h19orf67, whose product is annotated as chromosome 5 C19orf67 homolog. The transcript has 8 exons. The coding region runs from base 87 to 1106 and encodes 339 amino acids. The record is from RefSeq and is a predicted model, not a curated record. NCBI's taxonomy places the organism in Eukaryota, Metazoa, Chordata, Actinopteri, Perciformes, Eleginopidae.
UUGUUCAUUCACUCCGCCUCGAGUUGAGACGUUCGUCCACUCAUUCAUGUUUCCCAAGAAACACAAUCUUACCAACUGCAGAUAUAAUGGGAGAUGUUGAAGUUCAAGUCCAGGUCCAGGUCACUAUAGAUUCACCGACAGGCGAACAUGCGUCUGGCGGCCUGCAGGAGGACACGAGCGGCGAGAAGGAGUCAGACUGCACGGAGAGUCCUGAAAGCACUGGACAAGGAGAGGAUCAGGACCUACUCUGUUGGUUGCCUGUUGCUCUGGCGCCUCCCUGUGGUGAGCAUACCGACUGCAUCUGUGCAGAGGUCAAGUGGAUGGAGAGAAGCCUCCAGGCCUUAGAGCUACAACUUCAGUUCUUCCUGAGCAAAGCAGAUGACUUGCAUGACUGCCUCGUCAAUCGACAGGGUCAGCUAGGGACAGAGGCUCUUGCAGCUGCAGUGCCAAGUUUCCUGUACACCUGUCAGCCUUUCUUUAACAACCUGGAAUCAACAAUCACCAUGUCGCAGCACACCCCUGUGCAUUUUGAAAUAUACACGAGGCUGUUGGACUUCUCUCAGCAGCUGUGUGACAGGUUGGAACAACUGGUGUUGACCUACGCCAGCAACAAUCUCCUCUGUUUGGAGGAGUCUGAGCCUAACAGUGUGUCUCACUUCUACAUCGGCCAGAGUCAGGUCGGUCUGCUGAAUGUUUCCACGUUUCGCUACUGUAGGCCAACACCAUACCUGGCCCAGGUCGACACCGGCCUGUACAAACGCAUGCGCUGGAAUGUGGAGGGACUGCGAAAUGAGCAGCAGCCAGAUGAAGAGAGGGAAAAGGACACAGAGUAUUACUUCCUGUGCUACGAGGACAUUCCCAACCCACACGCAGAAGCAGGCGGGGACAUCCAACGUGUCUCUAAUGGUGACGUGGUGAGGAUGUGGUCCAUCGGUCAGUGGGUUCAGGGGACCCCCGAAACAGACGACAUCUACAACUGGAUCAUAUGCCAGAUCCCUACAGCCAGUUAUCAGAGACUGCUGUUUUUGGGCAGCACUGAGCCUUCGAGCUGCAGUGCUACAGACUACCUGAAGCAGCUGCUGUUGUCCCACCAGACAACAGAGUGAAAACAGUGAGGUAAACCUGUCUGUCUCUGGGAUACACCAUGAUGGUGGUUGAUCAAAUGAUAAACAGCUUGUUAAAUUGACAUCACCAACUUAAAUCCCACAUUAUAAAGCUUUCAGCCAGUCAUUAAGCAAAAGUAUUUCUGGUUCUAAGCUUCUAAGGUCAACAUCUGGGUUUAUAUGCAUCCGGAUGUCUGAGCAGAAACACCAGCGUCGACAUCACAAGCACAUCACAUGACUGCAAAAUGUGAUACUCUCAGCCAGAGGUUGUUCAACAUUUAAAGCUGAAGAGACGCCUGUUGUCAAAAAUGAGAAGUAUUGUUUGAAAAGCAAAGUUUUAUAGAUUGCAAGUUAAAAAUGGUUGUAUUGUGUUUGUAAAAAUGGUUAUGCUGUGUGUUGUGAUGAGCAUGUUUAACUCUUAUGUGUGUUGUACACUUUUUGUCACUUUAUUUUGUACAGUGUGUUAAUGUUGAAGAUAUUUUA